CGUAGACUGAGCAAAAUCUUAGAAGCCCCAAAUCUCACGUUCACAUGGCAGAACAGAUGAGCAACGGAGAACCACACCAGUGCACCGAAAGAGUGCACCGAGACGAAAAAGUACGACCUGACUUAUUAAGUGAACCAAUAAAAGGGGGACGUGACUUAUACACUGACGGAUGUUGCUACAGACAUGACAAAGAUGGACUGGUCUCAGCUUACGCAGUAGUAGAACAGACAGAGACAGGAACACACACAGUACGAGCAGAGAGGAUCCAAGGACAGCAAUCAGCACAAAGAGCAGAAGUCUUGGCAGUGAUAGCAGCUCUGGAAGAGGGAAAAGACCAGAUAGUAAACAUAUACACUGACUCUGCAUAUGCAGCCGGGGCAGUACACGUAGAACUCAAACAGUGGCUCAGGGCAGGGUUCCUCACAGCUAACAGUCAGCCCAUCAGACACGAAACAGAAAUGAGACAACUUGCAGAAGCAUUACUAUUACCUCAGAAAGUAGCAGUGAUAAAAUGCAAAGGACACGAGAAACAUGAAUCCGCGACGAAAGCAGAUAAUGACGCAGCAGAUGCCGCAGCCAAACAAGCAGCAGGAUAUACACCACACUUCGUCAUGAUGAACACAGAACAUGAGGGACAGGUAAACACAGAAAAGGUGGUAAGCGCACAACAGGAAGCCUCCCCACAGGAAAAGACACUGUGGAAGGCUCGAGGAUGUACGGAGACAAAAGGGUUCUGGAGAGGACCCGAUGGCAGACCAGUAAUACCACCUCAGAUAAGGGAAAGAGCAAUGGUGGAGGCACAUGGAGUAGGACAUGUGGGAGUCACACAAAUGAUGCAUAAUCUGAGACACUGGUGGCAUCCAUACCUAAAAGACAUGUGUAAAGAACACAUACAAAGUUGUGAACAGUGUGUACAGUACAAUCCCAGACCAACAGUGAAGCCACACCCCGGGCGUUUCCCCCUGGAGACUCGAUCAGGUAAAGAAAUAAUAAUCGAUUACACUGACAUGAUCAAUCCAGUAAGGGGGUAUAGGUAUCUCCUCAUGUGCGUGGAUGCCUAUACGGGGUGGCCAGAAGCGUGGCCAACAAAAAGAGAAGACAGUAAAACGGUAAUUAAGUUCUUAAUAAACCACUAUAUACCGCAACAUGGGUUUCCGGAGAGAAUCCGGUCGGACAACGGAACCCACUUUAAAAACCAAGACCUCCAACAGGUGGAACAGAUGCUGGGUCUGCAGCACAAGUUCGGUACAGUGUACCACCCACAAUCCCAGGGAAAAGUGGAACGAAUGAAUCAAUCAGUCAAAAACAAAUUGGCAAAAAUCUGUGCACAGACCAAAAUGAAUUGGCUCGAUGCGUUACCACUAGCACUCAUGGCCAUUAGGAGCUCCAUUAACCAAAGCACGGGUUUUACGCCAUUCGAACUGCAGACAGGGAGAGCAUUUCCAGGACCUCAGUCUCAGUUACCAGCAGGGGCAGUAGAAAUGUCUGAGCUAACACAUAAGCUGUAUUUCCAUGAACUGCAAAGUCUCGUUACAGCGUAUGCGAAACAGGUUGGCGACCGGCAGGCGGAAAAACACGACAGCCCUGGACCUGACGUGGACUGGGUGCUCCUAAGAGUCAUCAAGAGGAAGUGGACGGAACCUCGGUGGACUGGACCGUAUCAGGUGACAGAGAGGACAUCACACGCAGUCCGGCUGAAAGGCAAAGGCGAUACCUGGUACCACUGGAGUCAGUGUGCGGCUGCACAGGCUCCCACCCGAUCGCUGAGGGACACACACAGGGACCUGUGUGCAACGACAAAGGCACCGGCGAGUGCUGAAGCAAAGCCCACCUCAACAAAAGGGGCAGAAUAAUCCCCAGGUGGCAAAAGGGGGUGAAGGAGUCGAACCUGAACCCUGACGGAGGAACGGUGAAAUUAGCGCGUUCCUCCCAACAAGUAGCGUGCCAAGCUACCAACGCAAGCGUCAGAUCAAGAUCCGGACGACAUCAAUGAACAACAUCCAGUUGAUAACGUAUAUUGUGUUUUUAAUUAUCGUGUUUUCAUCUUUUUAGGUGGAGUCAUUAGACUCCUCUGCAAUAAUCUAGUUGAUAUACAAUAAUUGUACGCCAUUUGCGGAAUUGUAUGACGAGCCACACACGGGUUUAAAGCUCCACUAGAGGUCACAAGCUAUCCAUAACCCCUCAUUAGUGUCACGUGAGAGCCAGAGGCACACGUCAGAAGGUUUAGCUUGCUUUUCUUAUAAGAAUCUACUCGAAAUGUUGCUAUACGCGAAUUGGAAGGUGCUCAUCCUAGCAGGAGUUGUCGCCGUAGCUGUUGUAGUAAUUGUGUUCAGCAUCUAUGAAUGGGGGCCACAGCAGGAGCAUAAUAGAGGAAGGCGAUCAGUGAGUGGUAAGUCCACUGACGCCUGUAUAAAACUUCCCUCAUGGCUAUACAGAACAGAAUGGCUCUCGACAUGAUUCUGGCCGAGAAAGGGGGUGUAUGUUCCAUGUUUGGAGACAUGUGUUGCACAUUUAUUCCAAACAACACGGCACCAGACGGAUCUGUAACCAGAGCCCUGGAAGGCCUGAGAGCGCUCUCGAACACAAUGCACGAACAUUCCGGCCUCGACAACCCCAUGGAUGAGUGGUUUGCUAGCACGUUUGGUAAGUGGAAGAGUUUGAUUUUAUCUUUAUUAAUGUCGAUUGCAGUAUUUACAGCCAUCCUGGUUACAUGUGGCUGCUGUUGCGUGCCUUGUAUUCGGUCGCUGAUGGUAAGGUUUAUCACUACUACCAUAGAAGGUAAAUCUCAGCCACCGCCUUAUAUGAUGCCCCUCCUUCAGGAUGAAGUGGAGAUGGAGCUGGGAGAUAUCAGGGAUCCGUCCGCAGUUUAAAUGUUUGAUUUUAUACGCUGGGCUAGCUUGUGUUGAUCUCUUUAUAGAGAUAAGAAAGGGGAAUAACAAUUUUUUAUUUACUUAGUUUAGGUUGAUCUCUUUGUAGAGAUCAAAAGGGGGAAUUGUGGGAACAGUAAAAUGUAUGCAUGCUUAUGAGUGCCUUAAUAAUCAGGUUUAAUUACCAGAAGUGAUUCAAUAUGCAAAAUAUGGGACAUAAUCAAUGGAACAGAAUACACUGAACAUGUACUGUGUGCAGAAGUGGAAAACACUGGAAGGCCGAAUGAUAUGAUUGUAUUGAGAACAACUUGUACUUAAAGGUCACCAUGUAUUUUCUGAAGAUGUCUCGCGGGGGGAGCAGGACACGCCGGACCACAAUCUAACAGAGAAAGUGUGUCAAAGAGGAGAAGUAGAUGAGCCUAUCAGGAGUAGACAAACACCUUAGACUGUAGGAAUAGAAAAGAACUGCCCCCGCGAAGGCAACUCAGAUCCAGACUCAUAUCUUUGUAUGUACUGUGGUCUCCACACUCUGCAGACUGUGAAUAAAUACUCGUACU
Molecule: messenger RNA, 3424 nt
Organism: Mugil cephalus (flathead mullet)
Lineage: Eukaryota; Metazoa; Chordata; Actinopteri; Mugiliformes; Mugilidae
Exons: 1
Coding region: 45-1853 (602 amino acids)
Biological process (GO): DNA integration
Molecular function (GO): RNA-DNA hybrid ribonuclease activity; nucleic acid binding
Source: RefSeq, a predicted model, not a curated record